This is a messenger RNA of Humulus lupulus (European hop), 2834 nucleotides long. Its product is annotated as probable serine/threonine-protein kinase WNK3. The record is from RefSeq and is a predicted model, not a curated record. Gene Ontology annotation, molecular function: ATP binding; protein serine/threonine kinase activity. Gene Ontology annotation, biological process: intracellular signal transduction; protein phosphorylation. The transcript has 7 exons. NCBI's taxonomy places the organism in Eukaryota, Viridiplantae, Streptophyta, Magnoliopsida, Rosales, Cannabaceae. The coding region runs from base 288 to 2165 and encodes 625 amino acids. Gene Ontology annotation, cellular component: cytoplasm.
ACCUUUCGAGAGACACAGUCCUCAGUUGAAUGAGUCGACUCGUUCUCUGCCGUGCCAUUUUUGCUGCUACCUCUUCGCCUUCGUCUUCGCUUUCGUCUUCGUCUUAGUCCUAUUUUUCAUUGUCGUUUUGGUUAACCCGUAUUAUCGAAUCCGGUUCCACUAUUCGGGUUUGGCUCCGGAUCCCAUUCGAUCACACGAGACGUGAUCGUGUAAUUGCUUCAGUUUUCGCAUUUUGAUCCAAAUUAACUAAUUGAGGGGUUUUUCUCUGUCUUUUCAGAAAAGUUAGAAUGCCUCAUGACUCGUCAUCAGAGCAAGACCCGGACGAUUCUGAUGCUGAGUUCGCUGAGGUUGAUCCCACGGGUCGGUACGGUCGGUAUAAAGAUGUUUUAGGAAGGGGGGCUUUCAAGAAAGUAUAUCGAGCAUUUGAUGAAUUGGAAGGCAUUGAAGUAGCAUGGAAUCAAGUUAAGGUGGUAGAUCUAUUACGCCACUCUGAAGAUUUAGAAAGACUUUAUUCUGAAGUUCAUCUACUUAAGACUUUGAAACACAAGAACAUCAUAAAGUUUUAUUUUUCUUGGGUUGAUACCAAGAAUGAGAAUAUCAACUUUAUCACUGAGAUUUUCACUUCAGGAACAUUACGGCAAUACCGGAAGAAACAUAAGAAUGUUGAUUUGAGGGCAUUGAAGAAAUGGUCCAGGCAGAUUUUAGAGGGCCUUUUAUAUCUUCAUAGUCACGACCCACCUGUCAUUCAUAGAGAUCUUAAGUGUGACAACAUCUUUGUUAAUGGAAACCAAGGUGAGGUCAAGAUAGGCGACUUAGGACUGGCUGCCAUUCUUCGCCAGGCUCGCUCGGCUCACAGUGUUAUUGGCACUCCAGAGUUCAUGGCACCAGAGCUUUACGAAGAGGAAUACAAUGAACUUGUAGAUAUAUACGCUUUUGGCAUGUGCCUGUUAGAAUUGGUCACCUUUGAGUAUCCAUAUGUUGAAUGUGCUAAUGCCGCUCAAAUUUUCAAGAAAGUGACAUCAGGAAUAAAGCCAGCAUCAUUGGCAAAAGUGAAACAUCCUGGAGUUAAAUUAUUUAUAGAAAAAUGUAUUGCAGAAGUAUCUGAUCGAUUGACUGCAAGGGAACUUUUGUUGGAUCCAUUUCUCCAACCAGAUGACGAUGAAAGUGUUUCUCGUUCUCGUAGACAUAGAAGUCAUCAGUCGGAUAAUUCUGACAUAUCAAAUGCAGAAGGCAGUCAUCAUCAAGUUGAUGUUGGAACACACAAGGUUCCUGUUGAGGCAAGUAUAGACUUCACAGUGGAAGGUCACCGGAAAGAUGUAAAUACAAUAUUCCUGAAACUUAGAAUAGCAGACUCUUCAGGUCAUGUUCGAAAUAUUCACUUCCCAUUUGAUACAGAAGCAGAUACUCCAAUUUCAGUUGCUAGUGAAAUGGUUGAGGAGUUGGACCUGACAGAUCAGGAUGUUUCAGGAAUUGCUGACAUGAUUGAGUCUGAAAUUCGACAUAAUUUUCCAGAUUGGACGCCUGAGGAUCUUUCUGUAGAUUAUUCUGAUGAUGAAUGUCCUACUUCGGACAGCUGUGCCCCUGAAACUAAGAAUGAUGUUUCCCCAUUGACAAAUGAGGGCAACCCUUACAAAAGUCUUGCUUUGGAAAGAUUACCUUCUGGCCGAAAGUAUUGGUCUGAUUCACCCAAAGGACUUGGUGGAAAUUCUCCAAUCACACCUGGCCCUUCUAACUUGUCUUCUCCAGUAGAUUUGGUUAGAGCUGGGAGUAGCAUGAGCGAAAACAGUGAAAUGAUUCCCAGUAGCCAAACAGAUGUAGAUAAUCAAAAUGGUGCAGUGUCAUUUGAUCAGCAUAAUAAUAGAAAUGCCAGUGCUGAAAAAAUAUGUCCUAAUAACGGAGAUCCUCCAUCUGAAAUAUCUAGUGAAAUUAUACAGGAUACAGAUUCAGUAUACAUGAAGAUCAUUGCCGAGAAACUCGAGAAACUAUUGGUGAAGCAGCAAAAGGAGCUAGAUGAACUCAAGAAGAAGCAUGAAUCAGCAGUAUCACAUCUUUUGAAGGAUCUUUCACCGGUAACCUGUCAAAAGCUUUUAGGAAUGCAUAAGGUGAAGAUUCCUGACUAUAAAUUGCAAACUACCAACAAAUUUCAGAAUAAUGCUUCUUUUUGAGUUGAAGCUACAAGUACCUCAUGACUCCAACCAAAGUGCAUGACGAUGGCAAUAACCUUCACUAGGAAACAGAUUUGCUCAUCAUGAUAUUGAUGGAAAUCUUCUAGAGAGCUCAAAAAGACUUGUCUGUUGAUAAUGUUAAGAAAGGCGUGGCUCUAGUUUGAAAGGGUUCUUGUUGCAUGCUUCUUGACCGAGCAACAAUGUUUACCAGAAAACGAAGCAUAUGGAUUCAAGGAGUCAUUAUUUUGUGAAAUGGAUCAAGUUUGAGCUCAAACGAUCUCAAAACAUUCUUACUGCUGAGGUAAGACACUGUUGUGAUAAUUCAGGUGUGUAUUGUGUACAAUAUAAGUUUACUUGCGCCAACCGUACCAAAAGAUCGAAAGCUAAAUAUAGUUUGACACGAAACAAUAAACAUUUAUUGGAAUCUAUAGAUACUUGUACAGAUAAUUGAUUCUUUUUGUUUCAGUUAUUACCAGUCUGGUUCUGAUUCUCUUUGUUUUUUUAUGGACAGCAUAUAUGUAUAUGUAUAUAUGCUCCUGCUCCAUAAGUUACUAAACUAAUAAUAUUCUUAGUUACAGAUGAAGAGCUUUUAUAUGUAAUAGUUUCCUGAAAGAAACUUAUUUGUCAUUAUUAUGAGUACUACAUUAUCAGUAACAUUGCCAAGUACUA